GGGGAAGAAAGGUUAGUACCCAUAAUACAUCUCCUUAUCCGAUGUAAAUGAGCGACUCACCUGUCAUUCACACGUUCUUUAUCAUCACCACUUCCUAUCCCCUUUCUUUAUUACAAUCACCUGUUUCUUGCCGAAAUUAUCAAACACCUGCAAAAAGCUCUCUCACCCACAUUGAAAAGCAUGACUCUUCCAGCUUAUUCAUCUUCGAUGAUCUCCUAUUUCUUACAUGCAUCGGUGCAUGCUUUUUGUUGCAGAAUCAGUACUAAUUAGCUAUUCAUGAUUCACUAGUACUAAUUUCUGCUUCAAUUGCUUCCCUUUCUGAAUUCAUAUUUCUCUGGACUGAGAAUGACAUCCGUUCAUAUAACAUUUCAUGUCACGUACAUAUUUCUAGCAUGGCUGACAAAUUUCGGGCAAAUAGCUUAUGGAAAGGUAGACAACUAUGUUGAUGAUGCCUGCAGUGUGACAAGGUAUCAUGACCUCUGUGUUCACACACUAGCAUCGUUUUCACGCACUUGUAAGAGCAGCCCAAGUAAGUGGGCACGCGGGGUGUCGGUGACCUUAGCCGAGGUCAAGAGCACUGCGCAGUACCUGACAAUUUUGAAGAAACAUCGGGUUAUGCGAGGAAGGAACCGAGUCGCCCUUUCAGAUUGCAUCGAAUGUUUUCAGGACGCCAUUGACGAGCUUCACAAAUCACUCUAUGUUCUAAGAAGGCUAAGUAAAAGACCAUAUAUAUUCGAUAUGCAAAUGAGUGAUCUCAACACAUGGAUUAGUGCAGUGCUCACCGAUGAAGAUACUUGCUUGGAUGGUUUUGAAGGCCAAAAGGGAGAGCAGGUUAAGUUACUUCGAAAUCGGGUUUUUAAUGCUACUCAUAUAACUAGUAAUGCCCUGGCUCUUGCUAACAAACUUGCCACCACGGGUUUUGGCAUCCCAAAUCGAUCGGCCAAUCUCAGGAAGGGAUUAAUUGGUCAUUGAUAACAGUGUAAAAUCAGUCUAUAUUGUGGGUUUGGUAUGAAUAAUUAGUACCGAUCGAACAUACUAAAAAUAAGGUAUCCAAAGCCAAAAUAUCUUGAUGUUUUGUUGGUUUAGCUGUGAGCGCACAUCUAUCUCUAUCUUCGCUUUGUAUAAUACUCUCUCUCUCUCUCUCUCUAUAUAUAUAUAUAUAUAAUAUAGUUUUGGA
Messenger RNA from Juglans microcarpa x Juglans regia, 1177 nucleotides. Its product is annotated as pectinesterase inhibitor 6. NCBI's taxonomy places the organism in Eukaryota, Viridiplantae, Streptophyta, Magnoliopsida, Fagales, Juglandaceae. Gene Ontology annotation, molecular function: enzyme inhibitor activity. The record is from RefSeq and is a predicted model, not a curated record. Gene Ontology annotation, biological process: negative regulation of catalytic activity.